GGAGUUCCAUAACAAAGCACGCUGGGUGCCACGCCCAACAUGGCGGCUGUCUUGAACGAAGUUACGACGAAUUUUUCUGUUUCCAAGUCGCCCGCAUACUUGAAGACGGAAUCGGUUUGCGUGACGCGGGCGUUCAACCUCUGUGGUUAGGCAUCGAGCAUUGAUUGAUGUCCACCGCUGUGGAGAUAACUGAAAUGGAGGAUGAUGGCAGGAAAAAGAAGAGUUCUGGCUUUGUGUCGCCAAUCAGGAAGAUGUUCUCCAAGAGCGAGCGCGGCAGCGAUAAGAAACCGUCCAUCGUGAGACACCGGCGUCCUCUUCACGCGGUUGCCCUUGAGCCUCCUGAAUACCUCAUCGACCCAGAACUACUCAUAGAGGACUAUAUUGAAAAAGAAGUCAAGUACUUAGGAGCAAUACCCAACGUACCUCAGGGUCUGGAUCUGACCAAUAGGACAGAAGUCUUGAGAAUAGUGGAUGAUGGGAAGAGAAGGGGUUUGUUACCCUGGACAUUACAUCUAGAACACGAUGCCAUCAUGAGUCUGUCUGCCAACCAUGUAAAGCUGCUGCGUAGAGACGGGGAGGACUUGUUACACCGAGUCCCGGUACACGACAUCGCGGCAGUCUGCUACGUACGCGAUGACGGGCUCAAUCUACUGGCCCUGAAAAUAGGUUCUGAAGGUGCUGAUAGUGAAGUCUGUAACAUAGUUGUUUUACAUGCUGAAAGUAGGGCAGCAUCUGAGGAGCUCUGCUCUCUGAUUGGUCAGACUUUCCAGCUGGUCUACACAGAGUCCACCAUGGCAUUUCUGGACCGGUCCAUUUUACAGGGGGCGUCCACCCCCAGAUAUGGCAUGUCCCUCAGAAGUACCACUUCCAGUCCUGCCAGACCCAGUGUAGCAGAGGUUUUCGCAUCCACGCCACCAAGACCGUCCAAUAAUAAUCACUCUCCGACGAGGGAAGCCCGGUCAACACCCCAGCACACACGGAAGGAAAGUGUGGCAAAAAGUGAGAGUGACAUCAGUAUCACCCCGUCUGCUCAGGAGCUCCUACAAGACUACAUGUCUCUUUUGAAGACAAGGUUGAAAACAGAAGAGUUGAAGCAGUUUGCGCUCCUGUUGAGACAGUACCGCACCAGUAUUAGUGUUCGGGAGUUCUGUAUCCGCCUGAAGGACUUGUACAGGGAGGAGAGGAAGUUCCUGAUGGCAGGUAUGAGGCCAUUUAUUCCAGAAAAAGAUAGUCAGUACUUUGAGAGUUUCCUGGAAUCUAUAGGAGUCGAUGGCAAUGGAAUUCUCACAGACAGUUAUCGCCGCUACAGGCGGACUAUAAGCGAUGCCUCGGCAUCAACUUUUAGUGCCAACGGUGCCAAUGGCAAUGGCAACGGGAAUGGGAACGGUAGAGACUCGGUGUCAAUUCCAUCCUCGGGGGGCGACGCCACGCCGGUUCCGCAGGAGACGGAGGAACUGGACAGAAUGUUGUCGGACAUCCAUAAUGACAUUGAGGCCUUGGCAACAAGUGUGGAAAACAUCAACAUGCAGUUUUAGACUCAUUGCAUCCACUGACUGGAGAGCAGCACGUACUAUUUCAGCCUGCUUUCACAGUGUGGUGUGACCUGUGCUACUGGUCUCAGGCUGACGUUUCAUAUACAGGUACUAGAUGGCAUGCCCUGGUAUCAUGCAGGUGUUUCACAUUGGAGCAUAAGUACUGCGUCUGGAGCACCAUCAUAAGCAAGGAUAAAGCAAUGUGUUCAUGCCACUCGUCCCGCAACAUCAUCUGUUGUAUGCCUGCCUUUACAUGGUUCUGUGGAAACAUCAUCACAUCUAACAAUGGACUACUGGGAAAUCCCUGUAAUGUCCAGCUCACUAAAACUCACCAGGCCAGGCUCAUCAGCACACUACCCAAAACUCAAC
Branchiostoma floridae (Florida lancelet) is the source of this 1901-nucleotide messenger RNA. Its product is annotated as cerebral cavernous malformations protein 2 homolog. The record is from RefSeq and is a predicted model, not a curated record. Bases 168 to 1535 code for a protein of 455 amino acids. NCBI's taxonomy places the organism in Eukaryota, Metazoa, Chordata, Leptocardii, Amphioxiformes, Branchiostomatidae. The transcript has 10 exons.